Cydia amplana is the source of this 746-nucleotide messenger RNA. Its product is annotated as RNA-binding protein 7. Gene Ontology annotation, molecular function: single-stranded RNA binding. The record is from RefSeq and is a predicted model, not a curated record. NCBI's taxonomy places the organism in Eukaryota, Metazoa, Arthropoda, Insecta, Lepidoptera, Tortricidae. Gene Ontology annotation, biological process: regulation of alternative mRNA splicing, via spliceosome. The coding region runs from base 59 to 694 and encodes 211 amino acids. Gene Ontology annotation, cellular component: nucleus. The transcript is spliced from 2 exons.
UUUAUAUUGUUGUUUUCUCUUAAAUUAAAGGAAUUUGUAUUUGUAAAAGUAAAUUAAAAUGAUCGAUGAAGACAAUAAGACACUUUGGUGCGGUAAUUUACCAGAACAAGCGACAGAAGAACUACUUUAUGAGCUGUUUCUACAGGCGGGACCAUUGGAAAAAGUGAGGAUACCAAGAGAUAGAGAUGGUCGUCAGAAGAAUUUCGCAUUUAUAACCUAUUGUCACGAAGUGUCUGUGCCCUACGCUAUGAAUUUAUUUCGCGGAACCGCGUUGUUUCAUAGAACUCUGUCGCUACAAUGUCGAGGACGAAUGGCACUGCUGCCGCCGCCCAUACGUUGUUAUGGGCCUGAUCUAUCCCUAGACCUUGUUUCUCAGGGCAAUGUCAUACAACAAUUUGCUGAAAUGACUGAUAAAUUACGGGAAGAAGAACUCAGAAACGUAUAUGCUCCUAGACACGUCCAUGAUUUAAAUGACAAGUUAGUACAAGCUAGUCUGCAGGGCAACUGGAGUCACAGGCACCACCCAUACAGGCCAGACAAGAACCAUGCACGGGGAAACAGAGACAACCACGGUGACAGAAAUAGAGACAAUCACAGUGACAACUACCAUGGCAACAGUCGCAACAAUUAUGGCAAUAAUAACUGGAGGGACAGAAGGAAUCAAAAGAAAGGCAAUUACCAUAGGAGAGAGUGAUUAUAAUGUAUUUACCUUUAAUUCUUGAUGAACAGAUAGUAUUUAUACAUUU